UCAUUAAUAUUCAUGAGCUCAGCGCCGCUGCGUGCCCCUGCGUGAUGACGUAGCGCGACAACUGCGGAUCCCGAUUGCUGCAGCCGCAUGUCAGUGUGACGAAGAUUGGCACUCAGGUUCACACCUGUCUUGUCCUCUAUGAAGAACCUCCACAACCUUAAGUGAACGUGAUGGCAGCUCCGGUCUCUAUAGACAAGUACCCGAAAGGAGAGCACCAGAUGCCCAGCGUGGUGAAAGCUGACGUGGACUCUGAGCAGAAGUUUGAGGGGGAGGUUCCCAGCCCGACCCCUGCUGACCCGCAGACACCCAUGGACGCAGACAAAGCUUCCAUAUAUCGACACCCCCUCUUCCCCCUGCUGGCGCUGCUCUUUGAGAAGUGUGAACAGUCCACACUGAGCUCCGACUGCAUCACCUCGGCCAGCUUUGAUGUGGACAUUGAGAACUUUGUCCGCUGUCAGGAGAAGGAGGGAAAACCUUUCUUCAGUGAGGACCCCGAACUCGACACCCUGAUGGUGAAAGCCAUCCAGGUGUUGCGGAUCCACUUGCUGGAACUGGAGAAGGUCAGUGACCUCUGCAAGGACUUCUGCAGCCGCUACAUCGCCUGUCUGAAGACCAAGAUGAACAGUGAGACGCUGCUGAGCGGUGAGCCCGGUAGCCCGUAUUCCCCCAGCCAGCAGAACUUCUCCCCCACCAAGACUCAGACCCCCACCUCCAUCUCAGGGACCCUCAGUCCCCAGGGACAGAUCAUGGUGCCAGCCUCAGCCCUGCAGCAAGGCAACGUCACCGUGACAACCGUCAACCCCACCCAGGUGGUGGCAGGGGGAACCGUGUACCAGCCAGUCACCGUGCUAACUCCUCAGGGCCAGGUGGUCACUCAGGCGCUGUCCCCUGGAACAAUACGACUCCAGAACAACCAGUUUCAGCUGCAGUUCCACCAGGACCUGAACCUCUUCAACAACGAUGACAGUUCCACCAAAAACAAACGUGGCGUCCUGCCCAAACAUGCCACCAAUGUCAUGCGCUCAUGGCUCUUCCAGCACAUCGGGCAUCCUUAUCCAACCGAGGAUGAGAAGAAACAGAUCGCCUCGCAGACCAACCUGACGCUACUGCAGGUCAACAACUGGUUUAUAAACGCUCGCAGACGGAUUCUACAGCCGAUGUUGGAUGCCAGCUCUUCUGAGACACCCAAAGCCAAGAAGAAGACGCCUCAGAACCGACCGCUGCAGCGCUUCUGGCCUGACUCCAUCGCUGGCGGAGGCUCUCAGCAGGUUACCAUGCCAGAUGGUACCAUGGUGACGAUGAACAUGGAGGGGCUGCAGAGCCUGACGUCAGACGGAGCCACCCUGGCGGUGCAGCAGGUGAUGCUGGGAGGCCACAGCGAGGACGAGACGGACGACAGCGCGGACGAAGAGGACGACGGAGACAUGGCCGGGCUGGGCCUGGACAACAGCGACUCGCUGCAGUAGAGGAAGCCCCUCCUGCACAUCUGCACAUGCACACGUACAGAAACACAUGGAGCACAACCGUCUGGGCCGGAGCGGCCUGGCCCGGCCCCGGCCCGGCCCCGGCCCCGCCUGACAGUGUGCACGCCACAGCUCCCCCUCACAAACUGUUUUUCAUAAGUUUGCUGAUGUAGGCGACUGCACUUUUUGUAUAUUUAAGCUGAAAAGAAUGAACUGAAAAAAAAAAGAAGACGUGUUAAAAACACCACCAGACAAUUUGUACAAUCCGUUAAAUACUGACUGUUUUUGGAGGACUUGUUUCACAACCCCCCCCCCCCCCACACACACACACACACACACACACACACUCCUUAACUCCUCAUCCCCAGAACUCCUUGCCCCCAUACCCUCUUCAUCCCCUUUGCUUUCAUUCCUUCUCACUAUUUCUUUGUCACUUCUCAUUUCCUUCUUUCCUGUCCCCUUACUCGUCUCCUCACCCCCCAUCUCUUUGUUUCCUGUCUGGUCCACAGUCCCCUUACUCCUCCUCUCCUUGUUCCUUGGUCCUUCUCAAGGAUUCCUCCUUCCUCCGUCCCGGUCUGAAUAUCCGAUCUCUGGCUCGGGGGGGCCGGUGUCUCUGAGGUGUCGGUGUUCUGCUCUUCACUUCUGCAUGCUUGUGUUUUAAUGUUUGAAAUCCUGCGACGACUUGUCAGCUCUCAGAGAACUAACGCAGAGAGCAAUUUAAAAGAAGAACUGCUAGAGAAGCUUAUUUUUCUAUAUGAACAUGAAAUUAGUGUUGGUUUCAUUUUUGUGUUCUGUUUUGUAAGGAAUAUUUAUGUACAGAUUCCUAAUUAUAGUUAGCAGCCCUGUUUUUCAGGGUUCUUUGAAGUUUUCUAAAAAACAGAAAAAGAAUUGAAUGCUAAUGAAAACUAUUUAAAUUGGUUUUAAAUGUACAAUCCUAUCAAGGCCUUCUUUUGUAAUGAGUUCCUGCCAAGAAGCACAAACAGGAAGCUUGUCUGUCGGUGAAAUUGGUCAAAAAGAUGAAACUGUUGCUAAUAGUUUUACUUCCAUCAUCUUCUCUGCUGUCGUUCAGCUCCACGUGUGAAUAUCAUUCUUCAAGUCUUUUAACAGGCUUACAGGACUGUCUAUGCUGUCAUUCAAAUGCACAAACCAGAACGCCACAGAACAUACAAUCCAGGGCCAGAAAGAACCUUCUGAAGGAGCAGAACUUCUGUUUCUGUACAAGAAAAGGACUGCUGGGACUUGGACUGGACGAUGGUUGAAGGACUGUAGCUGCUCUCGCACUGAAACUUCUGGGAACUGUCAAGUUAUUGAAAUUAACCUACAAAUGAUGGUGUCUCCUGUUUAAAGCAGACUGUCUUUUUCCAGAAGUUUCUAGAGUUUUGAUCCCGUUCCCACAGAGAUCCAGCACAACAGUUCCCUUGUCCCGGCAGCUGGGUUGGGGGCAGAGCCGGAGACGUGAAGGCUGCGUCUCUGCACAGAUCUGUCCUACAGCUUAAUGCUGGGUGAUAUGGAGCUGCAGAAGGAAGGUGAUGUGUGUGAUGGUGUGUGAUGUCAUAGCUCCCUGCAGAUGUGAAAGGCUAAAUCCCAAUGCCAGAAUAGUUUCUGAGUUCAGCAGCUGCAGGGAUCUGGUGAACAUCUGAGCUCUGUUCUUCACUUCUGUUGCUUUUUAUGAAGUCUUUAUCUUUCUCCUGUCUGUCUCGCCUUAGAGCUUUCUAUUUUGGAAUAAACCAUGCUUAAUUUUA
Molecule: messenger RNA, 3205 nt
Organism: Cololabis saira (Pacific saury)
Lineage: Eukaryota; Metazoa; Chordata; Actinopteri; Beloniformes; Belonidae
Product: homeobox protein PKNOX1-like
Exons: 11
Coding region: 171-1466 (431 amino acids)
Biological process (GO): angiogenesis; regulation of transcription by RNA polymerase II
Molecular function (GO): DNA-binding transcription factor activity, RNA polymerase II-specific; RNA polymerase II cis-regulatory region sequence-specific DNA binding
Source: RefSeq, a predicted model, not a curated record